AUGGCAACCCAACAACCCCCUCCCGACUCCGAGCGGGAAUACGGUCUCAUCUCCAAACUCGAAUUACGCAUUGCCUCCGCCUCGACAGACGAGAAACUGGAGGAGAUCCUACACAGAUUCUUACCGGCGCUCCUUCUCAAGCUUGCCUCUCCGACAGAGAGGAACCGCAACCUCACAAUCAAGGUCUGCCAGUAUAUCAGCCAACGCCUCAAGAUCAACACGAGUAUUAAACUACCCGUGGCUGCACUCGUCAAAACAUUCCGCGAGAAUGAGAAUGCUUUUGUUCGACGAUUCUGCCUCAUCUUCAUUGAGCAAGGUUUUCCAAGAUUGGAGACAGGCCAAGCCAUCGAGACACUACCCGGCGUUUUGCAAUUCGCAAUCCCAAAGGUCGCAAGCUACGACGCUACCGAUCGGAAGAUGUGGGCCAUUGCAUUCGACUUCCUCCUCGAAGUGCUCCGAAAAUGGAAAAUUCCUCAGCGAGGGAGCAAGGAAGAUCUGGCCCUGACGGAGUCCUUUUGUCUUUCAACUACGCAGACAGAUCUUCUCGUUUCUCGGUUAUGCGAUUUCCUACUCUAUGAUCACAAAGACACAACAACAACGCAAGCCCUCGACGGCGAUUUCCAACCCAUCAUGGAAAAGAACCCUAAACGCCGGUCAGAAAUCAUCCUUCCCAUUGCCACCUUCCUAUUCACAGCUCUCUUCAGCGACGCUCAACGCCUCGUUCCUGCCGUGAUAAUGUCUGUCGACGCCAACGCCUCGGCUUCAAAUACAUCGGACGUGAUGUUCAAACAAUGCACUUUUGAUCUCGAAUCAGAGGACACAGUCGAUGCGCUCUUUGCACUGUAUCAAAGUGCGAAGCCAAAACUCCGAACGAAAAUUCUGGCACUGUUGUCCAAAAGUCAAGCCUCAACCAGUCGGACGGACCAAAUCAUGAAGAUGGUGCAAGCGCAGCUUAUGAACGUGGGUAAUGGGGGCCUUGAGGCCUCGAAGUUGCGAGCUGCAUUGUUCUCGUAUCUUGCAUGGACGGUGAGAGUUGGUGGGCAUCAUCUUGCCGGUGACAUCAACAUCCGCAUCCAAGACUUGCUGAAAGAAUACAUUGAGAUGCAGGGCUGGCCGAUCAUGAGUAGCGAGCAGUCCUCACCCGCAGAGAUCGAAUUGCGAUCAAAGGCAUAUGAGAGUGUCGGAUCAUUGGCCGCGUUGAAGACCGAACCAACUAGUGACGCCCGGACGCUGGACUUGAUUACAUGGCUGUUCACGAGUCUUCGUUGCGACACGACACGCGAUAUCAGAUCGAGUAUCGAAGAAUCAAUCGGUCGGAUUACGAAUGCCCUCCCAGUAUCAUUCCGCGAGGACCCGUCUUUAACCACCCGUCUGAGGGACCUUCUCUUGUGGAAUGUCCUCGCCAGACCCGGUCAAGAGGACCCCAUAUACUUCCAUCCAACUGUCAACAGCACGACCUACCCAGCUGUGCGAUUCGUCAAUAGAUGCUUCCCGUUUCAUGACGUGGGUGCGCGUUUUAUCGAUGUACUAGCUCUUGCUUCGGCGGAUGGCAGGAGGGAGAUAGCCGAAGAAGCAGCACGAGGCCUGGAUCCGUACUGGCAUGCCUCUAACGUGCGACUCUCCUCGUCUCCAGACGGGAGAAAAUUGGAACUCCCCGAGCUCGAUGCUUUGGCGAAAAGAUUCUUCGGCGGGAAAGGGAACGAGACGGACCACUACAAUGACCCCGUCGUGUUAGCUACUGCGGUAGCAUUCUGUCGGAAUAUCCUUGUCUGUGAAGCUUUACGUGAAACAAAACUGGCACCUGAAGACUCCGCGGAUUGGAAACAAAGCAUCGACGCAAUGGUGAACAACGACAAAGAUGCUCGACACCGGAUCCGAGCCUAUCUCCAAAGCCUGAACGCUCACGACGUGCUAUUGCCGUUGAUUCAUGCAGCAAUGCAUGGUGUUUCGAAAUUAUCAGCGGACUGUUUGGACUUGUCUUUGGAGAUACUUUCAAUCGCCCCGAACGAUCUCCUGGCUGGAGUCGAUGUGGUCGGGCUAGAUGCCGUUCAGCGCGUCUCAGCAAAUGCGGGCUUGCAACUCCGUGCCGCUCGCAUUUUUGGAAUCCUUGCCUCGUUGAAAAACGAUGCGGAAGCCCUUGCGAAAGCCGAGUUUGAUCAGGUCGGGCGCUGGAAGACAGCUGUGGGCGAGGAGGCGGUCAAUAUCCAAGGCCAUCUGCUGCGGGUUUGCUUUUGCUUCACCAGAAAAGCACUCAGAGUUCCUGAACAGACCUCAAAAGACCUAGGCUCCGACUUCCUCCGAACGGUCCUCGAUAUAAUCAAGAUGUCCUCUGAUCGAGCGCUCAAAGAUACCGCCUAUAGGUGUCUCCGUCAACUGGCGCUGUGCACGUCCAGUGUCUUCGCAUCAGAAGAUGAAGGAUUGGCAGACCAGCUCAUCUCCGACGGAAAGAAAGACAGCGAAACCGCCAUCUCGGCUGCCGGACCGGUGCUUGGGAUAUUGCAUGCGAAGAACUCCGACAGUGCGCUCUAUAAAUCAUUCUUGGAUCGACUGUUAGGCCUUUACGAGGUUAAGCGAGCAGAGUUCCACUUUGCAUUGGGCGAGACCCUCGCGGUGGCAUGCGCCGGAUUCAGAUCCUCGUCCACCGUUACGGAACUUGAUGUUGACGUGGAUGGCUCCAGAUUCAAGGUGAAUGAUGCCCUCUUGGCAAGCAUCCUAGACAGGGUCAUCGAGGACUGUAAAACCACAAAACCGUCACUGAAGAAGGCCGCCGCCAUCUGGCUUUUGUGUUUGAUCCAAUACUGCGGCGAAUUGCCGGUAGUCCGAGCAAGGCUACGUGACUGCCAGGCCGCAUUUGCCAGGCUCCUCAACGAUCGUGAUGAAAUCGUUCAAGAGACGGGCUCGCGGGGUCUGAGCCUUGUAUAUGAGCAAGGUGACAAGCAGCUUCGGGACGACUUGGUUCGGGACCUGGUGCAGAGCUUCACCGGCAGCAAAGCCAAAAUGUCCGGGACGGUGAGCGAGGAUACCCAGCUCUUCGAGGCCGGUGCUCUGCCCACGGAGAACGGCCAGUCCGUCACGACUUACAAGGACAUCGUCAGCCUAGCCACGGAGAUGGGAGAUCCCAGCCUCGUUUAUCGCUUCAUGAAUCUGGCUUCCAACAACGCCAUCUGGAACAGCCGCGCCGCGUUUGGAAGGUUCGGACUUGGGAGCGUGCUGGCUGAUUCCACAUACCUGACCGAGAACAAAAAGUUCUACCCUAAGCUGUACCGAUACAGGUUUGACCCCAACCCUAACGUCCAGCGAUCCAUGAACGAAAUCUGGCGGGCAUUGGUCAAAGACCCAACCACGGUGAUCAAUGAAAACUUUGAUCUCAUCAUGGACGAUCUGCUGCAGAGCGUCGUCUCUGGCAAAGACUGGCGAGCCCGCGAAGCCAGCUGCGCCGCGAUUUCCGAUCUGGUACAAGGGCGAGAAGUGGAAAAGUUCGAGAAGUACCUCGACGACGUCUGGAAAGUGGCCUUCAAAGUCAUGGAUGAUGUCAAGGAAACCGUCCGAACAGCGGCCAUGAAGCUGUGCAGGACUCUCACGAGCAUGCUGAUACGCAACUUGGAGGUCGGCGAGGGGAACACGAAACGUUCGGCGACGAUGCUGAAUCACGCCAUGCCGUUUCUGCUGCAACAAAUGGACAGUGGUGGAGCCAAGGAAGUGCAACAGUAUGCCAUUGUCACGUUGCUGGAGGUGAUCAAGAAGGCACCUCCCAAAUCGCUUGGGCCUUAUGCACCGACAAUCCUGGAGACGCUCGUUUUGUCGCUGAGCUCUCUCGAGCAUGAAGGCAUCAACUACCUGCACCUGAACGCAGACAAAUAUGGCCUGACAGCUGAGAAGCUGGACAAGAUGAGAGUCUCGAGUAUCAAUGCAUCUCCAGUCACGGAAGCGAUCGAGGACUGUUUGGAGAGUAUUACUAUGAAGGUCGAAUCCGACGAAGACCCCGACGCUAUGCAAGGGGUUGAGCCGACCUCCGGAUCGAAAGGGAGCGGAACACCCAUGGAAGACGCAAUGCAACGACUCGCAGGCGCCUACCGUGCCGCAAUCGGGCUACCGUCCAAGGUCGGUCUGAGCAGGGUAAUGACAACACUGGUUGUCCGUCACCCAACAGCCUUCAGGCCGUACGCAGACAAGUUCGCUCAACUGACCAGAAAGCACCUACUCGAUCGCAAUGCCACCAUCAGCGUUGCAUUUAGUACCUCUUUGGGAUACCUGAUGCGCCUGACUUCGGAGAAGGAAAUUCAAGCGACCAGCAAAUAUGCACAGAAAUUGUACUUCGAUUCACAAGAGUUGAGCCAUCGUGCGGUCGCAGGCGAGAUCAUCCAGGCGAUCUCCAAGGCUGCCAACGAUGUCUUCAUGAACUCAGCCUCAGUGUUUCUUCCUUUCGCUUUCAUCGGGCGGCGCGACACGGACGAAGAAGUGCGAGAUCGGUUCGACGUCCCAUGGAAGGAGAACAUUGGAGGCUCUCGGUCCAUCAACCUCUACCUGACGGAGAUUGUGGGCUUGAUCUCGACGCACAUAGGAUCUCCUCUUUGGCCAGUCAGACAUGCAUGUUGUUUCGCAGUCGCCGAGCUUAUCUCCUCCAUGGAGGUACAGGAAAAGUAUUCUGACACAGAAGCCGCCCUCAUCUGGCCCCUAAUUCAAUCGGCAUUGGAUGGAAAGACGUGGGAUGGCAAAGAAGAAAUCAUCAAGGUGUAUCCGAAGUUUGUACAGCAAGCUCACUCGCUCUGGGCCGACAGCAAAACGAGCCAGCAAAUGCGGAAGAUCGCAAUUCGUGAAGCGAAGCGUACUAAUGUCAUGUACCGACCCGACGCCAUUGGAGCACUUGGCGAUUUCGCCGUUGCGCGAAAGGAUCUAGACCUGACAACGGAAAUGAUGCCCCAUCUUGAUGAGCUGAUGGUCGAGCUGAUGGACCAGGAUGCGAUGGAAGUUGACGAAGCUAGUAGUGGAUCACGAAAGAACCGUGAGCAGCCCGUUGUCGACGCCACGGUCAGCGCGAUUGUUUCGUGCAUGUUCAAAAUCUUGUCAACCCAUCCCACUGCAUCCGCGGAGGUUCUGGACCUGUCCACUCGAAUCGUCAAACACGCACAGGGUGCGCGAUCAAAUGCGGUCGAUGUCGCCCUCUACGAGAGCGCAAAAUUUUUCGUUGCGAACGGGCCAACGACGAAAGGAGUUGACGUCGGAGCUGAUCGUUCGAGGGACCAAAACACCGCAGGAGCCUCAGAUGGUGUGGAUGGUGCACUAGCCACAGCACCACCUUUUCGCACAGGUGAAACUUCGGAGGUGGGCGGCCGGCGGGAAUUUGAGCCAUUUCAGCCACUGGUCAUGGCGGUGUUCGCCUGGCCGAAGGAGCCUUGGCGACAGCCGGAACGGACUCGCAAAUCACGUGUGGAUCUUGCCCUGGCCCUUGUUCAGCGAGGCAUGCAAGAACCAGCAACCCUAGCGGCGAUCCUCGACCCCUGGCUCGUGGAAGAGCGGUCGAGACCUUUACGUGAAGACAUCCAGCGAGCUUGUCAGGCUUGUAAGCGGGAUCUGUAA
Molecule: messenger RNA, 5577 nt
Organism: Cladophialophora carrionii CBS 160.54
Lineage: Eukaryota; Fungi; Ascomycota; Eurotiomycetes; Chaetothyriales; Herpotrichiellaceae
Exons: 2
Coding region: 1-5577 (1858 amino acids)
Biological process (GO): proteasome assembly
Cellular component (GO): nucleus; cytoplasm
Molecular function (GO): molecular adaptor activity
Source: RefSeq, a predicted model, not a curated record